Molecule: messenger RNA, 1847 nt
Organism: Acyrthosiphon pisum (pea aphid)
Lineage: Eukaryota; Metazoa; Arthropoda; Insecta; Hemiptera; Aphididae
Product: arginine--tRNA ligase, cytoplasmic
Biological process (GO): arginyl-tRNA aminoacylation
Cellular component (GO): cytoplasm
Molecular function (GO): ATP binding; arginine-tRNA ligase activity
Source: RefSeq, a predicted model, not a curated record
UAAAUGUUGAAGAACAUGCUUUUAUUAAUUUACAUUCUAUAUUAAUCAGUUUGUUUUCAAAAGCUAUUAAAACAGCAUAUCCGGCAUUAGAAGACUUUGGCAAACCUGCAGUAUCUGCUGGUAGUAAAUUUGCUGAUUACCAAUGCAACGCAUCAAUGCAAAUAUGUAAACUUUUGAAAGCAAAAGGUGAAAAUGUGUCGCCUAAUGUAGUUGCUAAGAAACUAGUGGAUUGUUUAGGGCAAUGCAAUAUUAUUGAAAAAGUAGAUGUUUCUGGACAAGGAUUUAUCAACGUAUGGUUAAGUCGUAAUAAGCUUAGAGAUAUUUUACAGUAUGUACUGGAAAAUAAAUUGAAGCCAAAACCUUUAACUAAUCCACAGAAGAUUAUAGUAGAUUUUUCAGCACCCAAUGUCGCUAAAGAAAUGCAUGUUGGUCAUUUAAGGUCAACGAUUAUUGGUGAAAGUCUAUCCCGUGUAUUUGAAUUUAUUGGUCAUGAUGUAUUGAGAAUAAAUCAUAUUGGUGACUGGGGCACGCAAUUUGGUAUGUUAAUUGCUCUACUUCAAGACAAAUUCCCUAAUUACAAGACCGAGUCUCCUCCUAUAAAAGAUUUGCAACAAUUUUAUAAACAAUCCAAAGUUCUUUUUGAUAGUGAUUUAGAGUUCAAAAAACGGGCUUAUGACUGUGUUGUAAAAUUACAAAGUAUGUCACCUGAUCAUGUUCAAGCAUGGAAAUUGAUUUGUGAUGUAUCAAGGAAAGAAUUUCAAAAAAUAUAUGAAAGAUUAAAUAUCAGCAUUAUUGAAAGAGGAGAAUCAUUUUACCAAAGCCGUAUGGAAACUGUAGUUAAAGAUCUGGAAGAAAAAGGAUUUUUGGAGAAUGAUGAUGGUAGAAAAAUUAUGUGGAGUCCAGAGUCCUCAAUACCAUUAACUGUAGUAAAAUCUGAUGGUGGAUUUACAUAUGAUACAUCAGAUAUUGCAACACUAAAACAGAGGAUUGAGGAAGAGAAGGCUGAUUGGAUUAUAUAUGUCGUUGAUGCUGGACAGAGUCUACAUUUUGAGACUUUAAAAAAAUGUGCAAUUCACUCAGGUUUUCUUGAUCCAUCUAAAGUUCGCAUGGACUUUGUUGGUUUUGGCGUAGUGUUGGGUGAAGAUAAGAAAAAGUUUAAAACCCGUUCUGGUGAUACAGUUCGUCUAGCUAGUCUUUUAGAUGAAGGUAUAAAAAGAACAAGAGAUAAACUAGUGGAAAAAGGCCGAGACAAAGUAUUGACCGAUGAAGAAUUAAAAUUAGCAGAAACGGCAUUGGCUUAUGGUUGCAUUAAGUAUGCUGAUUUAUGUCAUAAUAGAAAUCAUGAUUAUGUAUUUUCUUUCGAUAAAAUGUUGGAUGACAAAGGAAAUACAGCGGUUUACUUGUUGUAUGCACUUACAAGAAUAAGGUCCAUUAUUAAUAAUUUGGGUACUUAUACUCAAGACUUAAAUGAGCCUAUUUCACUCGACCAUGAUAAAGAAUGGAAACUAGCCAAGACUUUGUUACGGUUCCCAGAAGUAAUCUCAAAAAUUACUGAUGAUUUUUGUCUCCAUCAUUUAUGCGAAUAUCUUUAUGAUGUGGCUACAACAUUUAGCGAGUUUUAUGACAAUUGUUAUUGCAUUGAAAAAAAUCCUCAAACUGGUGAAAUCGUUAAAGUGUUUACUGGAAGAAUAUUGCUGUGUAAAGUCACAGCAGAGUACAUGGAAACGGGAUUAAAUUUACUGGGCAUCAGCACGGUAUCUCGAAUGUAGUGUACUUAACUGUACACAAACAAAAUACUACUUUUUUUUAAACAUUAUUUUGAUUUAUAAUUAGUUUCAUCUUUUUAA